Molecule: messenger RNA, 970 nt
Organism: Salpingoeca rosetta
Lineage: Eukaryota; Choanoflagellata; Craspedida; Salpingoecidae
Exons: 1
Coding region: 242-772 (176 amino acids)
Biological process (GO): protein insertion into mitochondrial inner membrane
Cellular component (GO): TIM22 mitochondrial import inner membrane insertion complex
Source: RefSeq, a predicted model, not a curated record
UUCCUGUUGUCCUUUGGGCAAUUUUGACUUUGCUGCAAGGCAAACUUGCCUUCCAUUCACGUGGAAGCAGCAAGCACAGCCAGUAAGCACAACAGCAGCAGCAGCCUCACCCGAGCACCAGCACCAGCAGCACAUCAUCACAGCAAGAGGAGCAUCAGACAAGCACAGCCACCGCAAACAGCCCCAACAUCACCAGUGACGAUAACGACUACAACACAGCAUACGUGUGUGAUCCACAGCGAUGCAGAGGAUAGGGUCAUUUGUGAGCCGGCGCAUGUGGCAGCCGCUGCGACGGGAGGUGACGGCGAUUGCACGCGAUUACAAGGACGUGCUGGUGGACAUGUGGAAGGAUGUUGGUGAGCGGCCCAUGUCGGCGGCAAUCAAGGCAUAUGCGGCAGGGGCAGUCGUCUGGGCCAGCAACGUUGCGCCAGAUAUGCUCGAGUACAGGCAACAACUGGCAGAGGCAAGCAAUGACCUCGGGGAAGUGUCCGACUUCAUCAGAAGAAAGGCCUCCUUCGAGCAUGUUGCCAAGCGCAUGGAUCUGAUCGCAACCGAGCGCCUCGACUACGUCUGGGCCGGCCCAGUCUCCCUGAUCCUUGAGCGCGACCACGAGAAACACCUGAAACUCUUCAAAGCGACCAGCACACCCUGGGUGCAGUUCAUUGCCUCCUUGCCCAGCAGAGUACUCGAUGUUGGUUUCAACCACAGAUGGCUCUGGCUCGAAACCGCCAUGAUCGACUACGACAUCCCCGAGGACAUGGACGACAAGUAAGCUGGCCCUCAAAAACACACAGCGCUUCUAUCAGGAUCCUGUAGCCAUGGCUUUGUUGCGUGUGGACACACCAUCCUUUGUACAUAUGAUGGUGUGCCCGCACUUGCGUGUUUAGACAGCAGCUCCUUCACAGAAUGCAUUCUGUGGUGUUUGUGUGCAUGUGUCUGCGUCUCCCUGUGUGUGUGUGUGUGUGUGUGU